This is a messenger RNA of Arachis ipaensis, 1329 nucleotides long. NCBI's taxonomy places the organism in Eukaryota, Viridiplantae, Streptophyta, Magnoliopsida, Fabales, Fabaceae. The record is from RefSeq and is a predicted model, not a curated record.
ACCACGACUUCCUCCAAAAGUAUGACAUCACGUUGAAUAACGCGAUUCUUGCUGAGGACAAGCACAAACCUAUGAAUGAGAUUGGGGAUUUACUCUAAUUAUUCAUUUGUUGGGAAGGGAGUAUAAUUUUGGUUUUUGACCGUGUUCUUUGCGGAGUGUAUCGGAGUUUCAUGAAAUGCAGUAUUUAAUGUUCUUGUUGAGUAAUGAGCUUAGGUAUGAAGAGAUGGCCGAGAAAUAUAAUGUGGAAUACAUUGCUGGAGGUGCUACUCAGAACUCAAUCAGGGUUGCUCAGUGGAUGCUUCAAGUACCAGGUGCAACAAGUUACAUUGGUUCCAUAGGAAAGGAUAAGUUUGGGGAAGAGAUGAAGAAGAACUCGAAACUUGCUGGUGUAAAUGUUCACUACUAUGAACAUGAAACUACACCUACUGGAACUUGUGCUGUUUGUGUGGUUGGUGGUGAGAGGUCUCUUGUUGCCAACUUAUCUGCAGCAAAUUGCUACAAGUCUGAGCACUUGAAGAAACCAGAAAAUUGGGCAUUAGUUGAAAAGGCCGAGUAUUUCUAUAUUGCUGGCUUUUUCCUUACAGUAUCCCCAGAAUCCAUCCAAUUAGUUGCUCAGCAUGCUGCCGCAAAUAACAAGAUCUUCACGAUGAACCUUUCAGCCCCAUUUAUAUGUGAGUUCUUCAGGGAUGUACAAGAGCAGGCUCUGCCGUACAUGGACUUCGUUUUUGGAAAUGAGACUGAAGCAAGAACGUUUUCCAAAGUUCAUGGCUGGGAGACUGAUGAUAUUGAGGAGAUAGCACUGAAGAUUUCGCAGUGGCCAAAGGCAUCAGGAACACACAAAAGGAUAACUGUUAUUACACAGGGUAAAGAUCCUGUUUGUGUUGCUGAGGAUGGGAAGGUGAAAAAGUUCCCGGUGGUUCUAUUGCCGAAAGAGAAAUUAGUUGACACAAAUGGAGCAGGGGACGCAUUUGUUGGAGGAUUUCUUUCACAACUGGUUCAAGAGAAGACUAUUGAAGAAUGUGUAAGAGCUGGUUGCUAUGCAGCAAACGUUAUCAUCCAAAGGUCUGGCUGCACUUUUCCAGAGAAGCCUGAUUUCCAUUGAUUGGUUUAUCAGAUUCUGCUGCCAUUCUGAAGCUAUGAUUCGUUGGGAAAUGUAAAAAAGAAAAAAGCUUCGGUAAAUGGAAAAUAAAAAAGAAAAAAAACUGAAAUAAAUAAAUUGCAUCCAAGACAUGUAGUAGCCUAUUAGAGCACCACUUAUCUUUAAGGAAAAAUCUAGGAGUCAGCAAUUUUGUUAAAUUCUGGCCAGCAUGUAACUAGCAAAAAAAAAAA